Phytophthora sojae is the source of this 540-nucleotide messenger RNA. RefSeq lists its product as hypothetical. NCBI's taxonomy places the organism in Eukaryota, Oomycota, Peronosporomycetes, Peronosporales, Peronosporaceae. The coding region runs from base 1 to 540 and encodes 179 amino acids. The record is from RefSeq and is a predicted model, not a curated record. The transcript has 3 exons.
AUGGACCCUGCAGUUUCCUCCAGCUCAUCGGGCAGCAGCUCCGAGCCCGCGUCGCCCUCUAGAGCCCACAAGAUCCGCCCAAAGUCAGGCAAGAAGAGCCCCAGGAUGAAGGACCCCUCGGCCCGCAGAGAGCUCAAGCGCUCCAUCGAGAAGAAGUUCCGGCUGCGGUACGCCUCGCUGCAGGGCGCCUACGAGCAGCGGCUGGAGGCGCUGGCCAGUCGCGUGCAGGAGGCCGAGAACGCGCUGACCAGCGAGUACGCGAGCGCGCGGCUGAGCGAGAUCGUGCACGAGUGUUUCUACGGUGAGCGCGAGCGCUACGUCAAGGCAAUGAGCGACCAGAUCGCGUGGCAGGCCAGCGACCUGCGCGAGGCCCAGCAGAAGCUGCGCGUCGUGCAGCGGCGAGAGGGCGACGCGCAGCGGCAGUGGAAGCUGGCGCAGCGAGACAUCCAGGCGCUGCACCACCAGCUGGACGUGAGGGAGGGAGGUGGACAUGAUGAAGCAGCGCGUGCAGGCGUUGGAGGCGCUGCAACAGGAGCAUGA